Penicillium oxalicum is the source of this 789-nucleotide messenger RNA. Its product is annotated as YoaK family protein. The record is from RefSeq and is a predicted model, not a curated record. The transcript has a single exon. Lineage: Eukaryota; Fungi; Ascomycota; Eurotiomycetes; Eurotiales; Aspergillaceae. Bases 1 to 789 code for a protein of 262 amino acids.
AUGCCGUCUGAAACAGAGGCUCUCUUGGGCAACGGGCAUUUGUGCCCGCCCCCGUCGCGAUCACAGUCGCGGCCGCGAGGCUUCGUGCACCAUUUGCGAGAUGAAAUCGACCCCGGGCGCGGUGACUUGCUUCUUCUCUUCUGCUAUAUAAUCACGGGCUUGCUGGAUAGCUCCGCCGUCUUCAUCUGGGGGUCCUUCGUGAGCAUGCAGACCGGAAACACGGUCUACUUCGGCCUCGGGCUCGUCGGCAGCGAUGACGGACGAUGGAUCAAAUCUGGUAUCUCGAUCGCCGGGUUCUGUCUCGGCUCGCUAUUCUUCGGCGUCUUCCAUCGGCAUUUUUCUGCUCGGAAACGCUGGGUGCUGUGUGCAUCCUUCUUGAUCCAGCUGGCCUGUGUGGUCGUGGCGGCCCUCAUUGUCACCAUCUUCCGACCGUCAGGAGAGGAUCAAGUGCACUGGUUGGUCUCGGUGCCCCUUGCUCUGGUCGCGUUCCAGAGCAGCGGCCAAACGGUGGCGAGUCGCGUACUCGAGCAAAAGGCUUUGACGAGUGUGGUGCUCACCAGUAUUUACUGUGAUCUGUUCUCGCAUCCUGAUUUUCUCUCUUUCAAGGUCUUUCGGACCCCCGAGGAGCUGCGGCGACUCGGCGCUGUGCUCUGCCUGUUGCUCGGUGUGGUCCUGGGAGGGCUCUGGGCACACAGCUCCAUUGGAAUGAUGGGCGCACUCUGGACCGCCGCGUUGUUCAAGGUGGCCAUAGUCUUGGCGUGGCUACUGUGGCAGCGAGAAGAUCCUUGA